Molecule: messenger RNA, 3022 nt
Organism: Erinaceus europaeus (western European hedgehog)
Lineage: Eukaryota; Metazoa; Chordata; Mammalia; Eulipotyphla; Erinaceidae
Gene: TM4SF18
Product: transmembrane 4 L six family member 18
Exons: 4
Coding region: 427-942 (171 amino acids)
Cellular component (GO): membrane
Source: RefSeq, a predicted model, not a curated record
AUCCACGGCUACGUGAGAGUCACCAGACAAUUCCAUCCCACCCCUGCUUCCUUCUUAGAGCAUGGCCAGAGUUAAGUCCUCUGUGCACUGAUCCAGAGGAAAAUGACUUAUUUUCAAAAGCAGUGAAAAUCCGGCAUUCCUUUGGCACAGGAUGAAGACCAGCUCAGCUCUUCAGCCAGUUGAUCAUUGUCUAUUGUUCUCCUAACAGUAAACUACUCUUUCACACCCAGAUUGUAGGCUGCGGUUUGGUCAGUGCGGGGUUCUUCAUGAAUAUGAAGUGAAGGGCUUUGACCCAGAAAGUGGUAGGUCAUCUUAAACAAGGAUAACAAAAAAGAAAAAAACGAAAAAACCAAAAAACCAAACAGACAGGUAGGAAACCAAACAGACUUUGUGUCACUCUCUCCUACAGGUUCUGAGCUGGGGGAAAUGGGGGCUUGGAAAUGUGGAGGCUGCCUAGGUGGUCUGCUGAUACCCUUGGCACUUUGGAGUAUAAUUGUGAAUAUCUUAUUGUAUUUCCCAAACGGGCAAACUUCCUAUGCUUCCAGCAAUAAGCUCACCAACUACGUGUGGUAUUUCGAAGGAAUCUGUUUCUCAGGUGUCCUGAUACUGCUGUCGGUUAUCUUUUCUGCCCUUGGAAUUAUUUCCUCUGGGUACUGCCUGGUGAUAUCUGCCUUGGGCCUUAUUCAGGGACCAUACUGCCGUACCCUCCAUGGAUGGGAGUAUGCCUUCGAAAGCACUGCUGGACGUUUCCUGACAGAUUCCAGCAUCUGGGUUCGGUGCCUGGAGCCUGCACAUGUAGUGGAGUGGAACAUCAUUUUAUUUUCCAUCCUCAUAGCUCUGAGUGGGCUUCAGGUCAUGGUGUGCUUGAUCAGAGUCGCCAUCCAGCUUUCCAAGAUGCUGUGUGGAACCUACUCAGUCAUCAUCCAGCCUGGAGUCAUUUGAAUAAGGACAAAAAUAUUUUCUAUUAUCAAGACAUCUACUGUAUAGACUGAAGAAAACAUUCAAGUGGUCAUGAUUUCUCCAUUUGGCAUUUUCUUUGCCUACUUGGAAAAUUUACAGUUCACAACUGAAAUAUUUCAUGCUACUCUUACACUUAGGAUUAUUUUUUCCUAAGCAGUAAAUGUCAGGAUCUUCACUUACAUAAUGUUUAUAACUGUUAGUCAAACAAAUUCAUACCCAACCCACUGUUCCAUGUAAAUAAAGAAAACACAAGACAAAAGUUCAUACUAGGAUUGACCUGCCAAUGCCCAUGUUCAGCAGAGAAGCAAUUACAGAAGCCAGAACUCCUACCUUGUACACCCAAUAAAGAAUAUUGGUCCAUACUCCCAGAGGGAGAGAAAUGUUAAGGGAAGAACACUGGAGGGCUCUGAACCCUAAUUUCAUCAGGACCAAGAGAGAGAGGAGGAAAAUAAGAAUGGCCUUUGGAAGUAGCAAUAGGUGUGACUUAGAAAGGAAGAGAAUGCAGGUUCAUAGGAAAAAAAUUGGAAAAAUAGAUAGACAAACAGACAAUUAUAGAAAUAACAGUCAGAUAGAUAGAUAGAUAGAUAGAUAGAUAGAUAGAUAGAUAGAUAGAGAUAGACAGACAGACAGACAAACAGACAGUUACAGAAAUAAUAGUCAGAGAGAGGUCGGGCAGUAGUGCAGUGGAUUAAGUGCACAUGGUACAAAGCGCGAGGACUGGUGUAAACAUCCCGGUUCAAGCCCCCAGCUCCCCACCUGCAGGGGGAUAAAUUCUUGUAGAUUCAGCUUUUAUCCUAAAUUCAUUUGAGUUAUUUGAUACUUUGUUUAUUUUACAUAAAUAUGUUUAUUUGUGUGUAUUAUUCAUCCACCCUUAUAAAUCGGCAUCAUUAGUAUACAUAGAAAAAAAUAAGGAAUCCAGCAAGAAGCUUUUGGAAAUCAACAGGAAAUACAGUAAGGUGUCAGGCUACAAAAUUAACAUUCAAAAGUCAGUGGCAUUCUUCUAUGCAAACACUAAGUUAGAAGAAGAUGAAAUCCAGAAAUCAAUUCCUUUUCCUAUAGCAACAAAAACAAUAAGAUAUCUAGGAAUAAAACUAACCAAAGAAGUGAAAGACUUGUAUACUGAAAAUUAUGAGUCACUACUCAAGGAAACUAAAAAAGACACAAAGAAGUGGAAGACAUUCCAUGUUCAUGGGUUGGAAGAAUUAACAUCAUCAAAAUGAAUAUACUACCCAGAGCCAUCUACAAAUUUAAUGCUAUCCCCAUCAAGAUCCCAACCACAUUUUUUAGGAGACUAAAACAAAUGCUACAAAUGUUUAUCCGGAACCAGAAAAGACCUAGAAUUGCCAAAACAAUCUUGAGAAGAAAGAAUAGAACUGGAGGCAUGACACUCCCAGAUCUCAAAUUGUAUUAUAGGGCCAUUGUCAUCAAAACUGCUUGGUACUGGAACAUGAAUAGACACACUGACCGGUGGAAUAGAAUUGAGAGCCAAGAAGUAAGCCCCCACUACUAUGGACCUCUAAUCUUUGACAAAGAUGCCCACACUAUUAAAUGGGGCAAGGUGAGUCUCUUCAACAAAUGGUGUUGGAAAAAAUGGGUUGAAACAUGGAGAAGAAUGAAACUGAACCACUAUAUUUCACCAAACACAAAAGUAAAUUCCAAGUGAAUCAAGGACUUGGAUAUUAGACCAGAUACUAUCAGAUACUUAGAGGAAAAUAUUGGCAGAACUCUUUUCCGCAUAAAUUGUAAAGACAUCUUCAAUGAAACAAAUCCAAUUACAAAGAAGACUAAGGCAAGUAUAAACCUAUGGGACUACAUCAAAUUAAAAGAUUUUAUAUUAUUAUAUUACUGCUGGAAAAAUACUUUGAAAUUAUAUUCCAACUGGUAUGGAUUUCUUUACUUAAAAAUAUGCAUGAUGAUUAUGCAAGGGACUUCCAUGCCUGAGGUUCUGCGUCCCAGGUUCAAACCCCACCAUCACCAUAAGCCAGAGCUGAAUGUAUUCUGGUCUGUCUAUCUAUCUCUCCAUGUUUCUCUCAUUAAGUAAAUAAAAUAUGUUUUAACAGAA